Achroia grisella is the source of this 4177-nucleotide messenger RNA. Its product is annotated as MTOR-associated protein MEAK7. The record is from RefSeq and is a predicted model, not a curated record. The transcript has 10 exons. The coding region runs from base 194 to 1585 and encodes 463 amino acids. Lineage: Eukaryota; Metazoa; Arthropoda; Insecta; Lepidoptera; Pyralidae.
UUGAUUGAUUUUUAAAUAAAUGUGUCUGUUCUCUGUGGGAUUGUUGUUAACUUCUACAUUAUUAGUUAAUAUAAAAUGUAAACAUUCGAAAUGUGUGCUGAACUACAAAAAUAGCUUUUUAGUAAUAAAAUAAUUGAGUGAUCAAUGUUGAUAUUCGUGCACUUAUUUUUAAAUAACUUUAUUUGCGAGCAGAAUGGGCAACACAAGUAAGAAGUUGGCAGCGAAAUGUACCUUACUGACCAAAGAUGAACAGAAGUAUGUAGCGGCAACAUUCAGAGCGGCCAGUAAGAAUUCUGAGAGGAUACGGGAGGAUGAUCUCAUCGUGAGUGGAAAAGUAGAUGCAGUGUUGCUAGAAAAAUUCUGGGGUCCCCAAAUAGACCCGAGACUGGCGCAGUACCUCUCCAACUUCUUAUUCGGGUCGGGACAACAAAAGACAGCAACGGUCGAGUUCAAUAGAUUUGCAGAGUUAUAUGUGUACAACGUGAGAGGAACGGUGGAUGAAAGAAUGAUGGUCACAUACAAUAGUUUGGGCAAGGAUUACAACGAGACGGUGGAGUUACCGUACCAGCUCCUGAAAGAGUACUGUGAAAGUAUAGCGUCGACGUAUAUAAAGAUAUUGAAGGGCUCGGCGUCGAAACGCGCGCGCAUUUGGAUCGAGAAGGGGUUCAAGGGGCGCGCCUCCCACGUACAAGCGUUGGGGGAAGCCGUGGCGGCCACCGUUGGAGGGGAUCUGGACUCCCCGCACCAUCAUUGUACUUCUGAACAGUUAUCCAAAUGGUUACAAACGAAUACCCUACUAAAGCAAUUGGCAGAAUUAGUGUUCCUGAACCUGUACGGUAUUAACAAGAAGCCAGGAGACGAGAGCCCCACACCAGCGCCGGCCGCUAUGCCCUCGCUUCUCCCUAUUCCUGACGGUCUAGACGCGAUGCCAGACUAUCCAGCGUUCAUCGAUCUAUCCCAUAUAGUGUGGCUGAACAGUCAUAUCCCACAGAAGCAUCAGCACAAGUGGCGGUUCCUGUUCUCAUCGCAUAUACACGGCGAAUCAUUCUCCACUAUGGCGGGUAGGAUCCAAGAUCAAGGUGCGUCCAUCCUCAUAAUUGAAGAUAACAGCGGCUACAUCUUCGGGGGCUACGCCCCCGUGCCGUGGGCUCUAGGGCCCAACUUCAUAGGCACCGACGAUUCCUUCCUGUUCACCCUAGCACCGAAGAUGCGAAUGUACCCAGCUACUACAUACAACAAUCAUUACCAAUAUAUGAACCAUCAUACGAAGACGUUGCCUAAUGGACUGAUAAUGGGUGGUCAGUUCGAAUUUGGUGGCAUUUGGGUGAAUGCGGACCCAUUCGGCGAAGGUUCCUCGGCGGAGUCCUGCAGUACUUACAAGGGGUACCGCCGCCUCAGCAAGGAUCCAGCCUUCCACAUCCGCAGCCUCGAGGUCUGGGGUGUCGGGGAUAAGCCCGUCAUAGACAAGGAGUCGGAUGAACGCGACGUGAGCGUGUUAGACACAAAUCCAGAAGCGAAGGCCAUCUUGGACAUGGCGGGCCGCACCCGGCACAGCGAGGGAAUCCGUGAACCACCACCGUUAUAAUGAACGCAUGGCUUUAUAUACAUAGUUCCUUUGCUACUCCACUGAACCAUAGACAAAAUCACUAUAUAACUUGAUUUUGGUAUAUUGAUUGUGCCAUUUAUAGAGAUUUUUAUUAUCUGAUAGGUAUUAUGAAUGGUUUUGGAACGAAUUAUUUUCUUUUUCAGCCAUUUUAUAUCGUUUUAAAUUAAAAAAGAAAUAUACCUCAAAAAUAAUCUAAGGUAAAAUGAUUAUUACACUAUCAUAAAAAAUUAAUUAAAAAAAAUAGCGAUGCAUUUUUAACUUUAAUAAUAAGUACUUCAGUUUGGGAUUGACUGAAAAUCACUUAUCAUUUCCAACUUGUAUUUGUCUCAUAAAUACACACAUGUUACAAUAAAUAUGAUAGUGUAAUGGUCCCUAUUAUAUAACAUAUGCAUAAGGUAGUUUGAAAGUAAAAUCUUUCGCUAUUAAAGAUCUGAGGUUAUAAAGCAUAAAGUGUUGUAUAUAUUUUAAUAUACUUUGCGAAUAAUAAGCAUUCAGUCGUUCUUCAUUCUGCUUUAGCAAGAGAACAUCACAAUGCAACUAUUUUUCCUUACUUCUUGUAUAACGGCAGAAAAUCAAGAAUAAUAGUUUUGAGAAUAUAGCACUUAAAUUAAAUUAAAUUAAUUAAAAUGAGUUUAGACAUUAAAUCACAAUCAGAGACGUUCCUUAACCUGGUAACCGCGGAAUUCCUUUUUUAAUUACGCAACAUAUAACAGGCACUGACUCUCAUUAGGACGUGUCAGUACGUCACAGAGAAAUAUAAUUUUAUAUAUAUAUAUAUUUUAUUUGUAAUGUAUUCCUUUAUUUAUAAGCAACAAUAACAGUAUACAAAAACUUUGUUGUACGAAACUAUACGUCCCACCCGUUCCAGGCUUCAGAGCGCAACAUGUUUGACGUAUUUAAACGUCCCGCUCGGUUAACAGGUUAAGUUAUUGGUAAUGAAUGAUUAGUGAAGUAUAAUUAAAUCUGUUAUUGAGCCGUUCAUCCCAGAGACAAAAUUUAGUCACUCAAAGUUAAUGACAAUUGUAAUGGAGCAUAGGGCAGUGAAUAUAGGAUUCAUGCUAUCGACUGUAAAUCGACAAAGUGAUUUGCAAGUAGAACAGAGUUGCAAGUAGUAUAAAUUAUUCCAAAACAUACUAGAAUUUUAAGUUUAAAUAUUUUGAAAGUUCAAUAAUUAUUUUAAAAAUAUUCCAAUUAAUUAUUCUGCACAUAUUUAUAUAUAAACAUAAUGUAAAUUAGCUAUUUUUAUUAUAAUAUAAUCAGCUUUCAUAUUUUUUAUUACGGCAAUAACUGUCUAAACAUAAAAAAUAAAAAGUGCGGUUUUCUUAAAAAUAUUUUUCUCGACUUUCUGCGCAUAUACUAGACUUAUAGGCUGUAUAUAAUUAUUCAUUUGCUUGUAUUUGUAAUUUAUUUAAUAAAUUGUAAUAUGUUGUAACAGCAAUAAAAAUGUGCUUGUAAAAUAACGGGAUGGUGCCUUUUAUAUUUAUUAAAUUAUUAGGAAAUUUUGCUGCCAUCCUUCACACAUCCGUUCGCUUUCUCUUAGUGAUUUAAGUAUUUAUACAUACAUUAUGUUGUCUGUGGUACAUUUUAAUAUUUUUAUAGUGACGGGAAAUUAAUAUUAUGUGAGCAUUUAUAUGAGAUUAAUUCUUAAGCGUCUUUCUCUAAAACUAAACAAUAAAUUUAAUAUUUCAAAUAAAUGUUUGAUGAGAGUUUGACUCUAGUCUAAAUUUAGUCUAUGGUUCUGUCUACAUUAUGAAAACAUAAUGGGGUUAAUGCUUAAGUGUCAUUCUCUAAAACAUUGAUUUAAAAAAAUAUGCGAAUCAAAACUAGGCUAAAUUUAGUCUAUGGUUCUUUCUACAUUAUGAAAACAAAAUAGUCUAAAUGAUUGUGACAAACUCUAUUAAGUAGUCUUGAUGGUAAACGCAAAAUCUGAUAGUGAAAGCAGUAAAAUCUGUUUGCAUAGUUUAAACGUAGUAAACGCAAAACCACAUAGACUUACGCGAAUAUACUUUAUAAUAAUUAAAUAUUUUGAGUUAAGACACUUUGGAAUUAUGUCACAUAUAACUAUAUCUUAUUACAUAUAGUACUUGUUCAUAAAAUAAUAUCUUGAAAAUCACUAUUAAAACGUAAAUGUUUUUUACUAUUUCAAUUCACUAGAGUUGUGCUUUAUAAAGAAAAAAAUUGUAUAUAAGAUUUUUUAUAUUAUAUAUUACAUGGUCGAUGUAUAAAAUGAAUAUUGUAAGCUUGUGUUCACGAAUAAAUUUAUAAAUAUAUAAAUGUAAUGCUACGUUUACAUUCAGCCGCUUCCCCUGCCACUCGCGCUGCCGGAAAUAUUGCCGGGCGACAACUGAGCGAGAGGGCUGAAUAUAAAAACACGCUGCCACUCGCGCUGCCAGUCCUUUGACUCACGCACGAAAAACCGACAAUCGAGGGAGCGCCGGGCAGCGCGAGUGGCAGCGCCAAUGGCAUGGGAAGUGUUUCCACUCUCGCGCUGCUCACUUCGGCACAUUCGGGCUGAGUGUAAACUUGGCAUAAGACGCGGAAUUGGGAAGUAGGAGUAAAUGAUCUGGGAAA